Juglans microcarpa x Juglans regia is the source of this 1135-nucleotide messenger RNA. Its product is annotated as ethylene-responsive transcription factor ERF020. Gene Ontology annotation, biological process: regulation of DNA-templated transcription. Bases 85 to 597 code for a protein of 170 amino acids. Gene Ontology annotation, molecular function: DNA binding; DNA-binding transcription factor activity. NCBI's taxonomy places the organism in Eukaryota, Viridiplantae, Streptophyta, Magnoliopsida, Fagales, Juglandaceae. The record is from RefSeq and is a predicted model, not a curated record. The transcript has a single exon.
GUUUAAUUGGAAGCUUGACAUUAGUUGCAGUAGGGUACUUUUGACAACUUUUGCCCAGUUUGCUAGCUAGCGUUGUUUACCAAGAUGAGAUGCAGCUCGGAAGAAAGUGGAGAUGGUGCCUGCAGCUCAUCUCAGAAGAAGUACAAGGGAGUGCGUCAAAGGAAAUGGGGCAAGUGGGUGUCCGAAAUCCGAGUCCCCGGCUCCCAAGAACGGCUUUGGCUCGGCUCCUAUGCCACACCCGAGGCUGCCGCCGUGGCUCGCGACGUUGCUUUUUAUUGUCUGCGCGGACCAUCGGCGUUGGACUACCUCAACUUCCCGCUAAUGUUGCCUCAUAGUGUCCGGAAUGGCAUGUCGCCAAGAUCGGUCCAAAAGGCGGCCUCGGACGCUGGCAUGGCUAUCGAUGCCCAGUUGAUCGCACACAAGUUGCCGGAAAAAGAAGUGACGAGGGAAGAAAAAAGUGGUGCAGCUCCUGGCCUGGAGACAGAUUUUACUUGGGAAAAUGUGGGAGACAACUCACGUGGGACGUGGGAAGGAAGUGAUCAGUGGAAAGAAGCUGGGGAUCAGGCUUUCAGCAUUUCCGUUGAAGAUUAUCUUUAAGCAGUAGCUAGCUUUAAUUUUAUUAGUCAUGUGCCUUUAAUGUCGGACGCACGUGUACAUAAUCUCUAUGUAAUAGGCAUGAAUUAUAAUAAGUUCUGGGCUUGCACUCAGAAGCAACGCUAGCUAAUUUUAUUGGGCAUGUAUAUUGUUUUUGUGAGUCUUUCAUUGAGUUCAAUUCCGUUGAGGCUCAGCAAUAUUAAUUCGACCGUUCUCUAGCUUGUACGUCUGCAUGAUUCCAUAUAACUAUUAUAUUCUUAAACCAAGUUUUUCAUCUCAGAAAGAUUUCACAGCAGCUUGAUUAUUUCCCGGUGAAAUAGAAGCCGGGUGGAGAACAGUGACUGGACUUUUGAACUUUGAAGUGACGCUCACGGGUUGAUUGGUUCACCUCAUCCAGUACUGACCUUUCAAAAUCAAGCUGUGGUUUGGAUCCGAAAAUUGUUUUGACUUUAGCCCUUUUGACGAAGCUAAUAUUGGACUACAGCCCCCAACAACAUGCCAACCUCGAGAUAUUUUUUCCCCCACCCUGCAACUUGCUGCU